UUUUUUUUUCCUGUAAGAUAUCGUUAAAAUCACGCUAUUUACACGCAACUGAUAUCUAAAUAAUUCGGAACAAUGAGAACAUAGGCAUGUGAUUUUAUACAACACAAUAGUACACUUUCUCAUACCAAAAUAAUUUCCUCAUAUUGCGGAAGCUGUCGCAUUAUACAAACUAAGAAAUAGUUAUUUAAAAUAAUAUAUCAAAGCAAGUUUUUAGAUAUAUUUUAUGUGUGGCAAAAUAAAACUGUUAAGUGUACAGCUGGAUUUCGACUCCAUUUAAAGUAAAGUACCACAGGCAAUCAAUAUGGAGAUACUAAAGAAAUUGUCCCGGAAGAAGUUUAUACGAGCUGACUCUGUUCACGACACGAAGCUAGCACGGUGUCUUAAUACUGUGGAUUUAACAGCUUUAGGUAUAGGGAGUACCCUGGGUGCAGGUAUCUAUGUUGUGGCUGGACAGGUUGCCAAGCAAACAUCCGGCCCCUCUGUGUUCAUCUCUUUCCUUAUUGCUGCAUUAGCCUCCGUUCUUGCAGGACUGUGUUAUGCCGAGUUCGGUGCACGCGUUCCUAAAACAGGUUCAGCCUACGUAUACAGCUACGUCACUAUAGGAGAACUCAUGGCGUUUGUGAUUGGCUGGAAUCUCAUAUUGGAAUAUGUAAUUGGCACAGCAAGUGUGGCCAGAGCAUGGAGUUCGUAUUUUGACUCUCUCGUCCACAACAAAAUACAAACCUACUUUCGAGACAAUGUUCCAAUGCAUAUUUCUGGUCUUUCACCCUACCCUGACUUUUUUGCACUUGGAAUAACCCUUCUUCUAACAGUAAUCCUAGCAGUGGGAGUGAAGGAGUCGUCAAGAUUCAACAACCUGUUUACAGCAGUCAAUCUGUUGGUAGUAACGUAUAUAGUGAUCUGCGGGGCAUUCAAGGCAGACGUUCAUAACUGGGAAGUAGACCCGAAAACGGUCACUGCUGUAAACUCUACAGAUAUUGGAGAGGGUGGAUUUCUACCAUUUGGUUUCUCUGGUAUGUUGUCAGGGGCGGCUACAUGUUUCUAUGCCUUUGUUGGAUUUGAUGCCAUAGCAACAACAGGUGAAGAAGUGAAGAACCCCCAGAAAGCUAUACCUGUAAGUAUAGUAGUGUCACUGCUGGCGUGUUUCUUUGCCUACUCUGGUAUAUCUGUUGUUAUAACACUGAUGUGUCCUUAUUACUUACUGGAUGGGAGUGCACCAUUACCUGCCGUGUUUGAUAGAGUUGGUUGGCCUGUUGCCAGGUACAUCAUUGCUGUGGGUGCUGUGUGUGGAUUAUCAACAAGUCUCCUUGGUGCAAUGUUUCCACUUCCUCGUGUGAUCUACGCUAUAGCCAGUGAUGGGCUUAUCUUUAAGUUUCUGGCCAAAGUCAAUGACAGAUUCAAAACACCACUGAUUGCCACUCUAAUAUCUGGUGCGUUUGCAGGAUUAAUGGCGAUGUUAUUUGACCUGAAAGAGCUUGUGGACAUGAUGUCUAUAGGAACUCUGUUAGCUUACACUCUAGUCGCAGUGUCUGUACUUCUGUUGAGAUACAGGGUCCAUAAUAUAGGAGAAAUAGACGAGUCAAAAGGCAGUUAUACACAAGUUGCUGAAUAUGAUUCAAAGGAACAUCUAGAUCAUUCAGACGCUUUAAAUGACAGAAGACAGCUUUCAAAUGACUAUGGUGACCAGACCAUAUUUUCAACAGCUUUCAAUUUUAAAAAUGAAAACCCGUCCCCGAUAACUGAGAAAACAUCUGUAUAUGCUGUUUCUUUAUUUAGUCUUUUAACUGUUGGACUUUCGCUCUUUCUAAAGUUUGCAGAAGACGAUUUGUCGGCUGGUAAAGCCUGGGCGAUUGUCAUCACAUCUGUGUUUACUAUAUUAAUGCCACUUCUACUUAUCUCAAUGGCAUGUCAACCACAGAACAAAAGCAAGGUUUCUUUUAAGGUGCCUUGGUUGCCGUUUUUACCGGGUAUAAGUAUUUUCGUGAAUAUUUUUCUUAUGCUUCGACUUCCAAAUGCGACAUGGAUAAGAUUUGCUGUCUGGAUGGCUGUAGGUUUCAUAGUCUACUUUUUCUAUGGAUUUAGAAACAGCAAUCAGGGGCUUAGGAAAUCUGAGACGGAUACUUUUUCAGAUUACGAAGUUAGAUGUGACAAUUCAAUCAAUGCUUCAGGGGAGCGUAGAAUACCAAAUAAGGAAUCAAACACAUCCGAGACCUCGAGCUUGCUUCGUGCAGUAGUAUAGUCUAGUCUUCCUACUGAGCAUGACAUGACAUUGCAAAUAUGUUACAUUUUAAUCCUUACCUUGCUAAAUUUCUAUAAUGAACUUUUUCUAUCUUCCAAUUUUGACAGUACCAUUAACUGUUAAAAAGGGUGCUUACCAAAAAGAUACUGGUUGAAUAGCGAACAGUGCAGAUCAUGAUAAGACUGCACGGAUGUGCAGGCUGAUCAUGAUCUACACUGGGCGCAAAGGCAGAAUCAGUCGUGUCCAGCAUGGUAAGGGAUAAGGCUUACGACAAUGUUUUAUAAAUAUAAUAUACAUGUUGUGAUAUGUGUUAUGGUACAGAUUCAAAAGAUAUAUACUGUAGCAUUCAAUGGGAAUAUAUACAUUUAACAUAAUGGGAAUUUUUGACAAUUUGACAUAACUGAGAUUAAAAACAAAUUCAUGUUUAAGUAAGUGUGUUGCAUCUUUAUGAUGUUAACUGACAUUACUUGUUACAUGAACUUGUUUUACAUCUUUCUUUGUGCAUGUGUUAUUUUUCUUAAAUAUAAAUGUAAAUAAUAAGCAAUAAAGUAUGAUUAAACGA
This is a messenger RNA of Mercenaria mercenaria, 2801 nucleotides long. RefSeq names its product cationic amino acid transporter 2-like. Gene Ontology annotation, molecular function: amino acid transmembrane transporter activity. Bases 302 to 2239 code for a protein of 645 amino acids. Gene Ontology annotation, cellular component: plasma membrane. The record is from RefSeq and is a predicted model, not a curated record. NCBI's taxonomy places the organism in Eukaryota, Metazoa, Mollusca, Bivalvia, Venerida, Veneridae. The transcript has 14 exons. Gene Ontology annotation, biological process: amino acid transport; transmembrane transport.